AAUGAAUGAAUGAAUGAAUGAAUGAAUGAAUGAAUAUAUGGAUGAUUAUCUCCUCUUUUCCCCUCAAUCUUCUACCAUCGUUUUAUUACUGUUUACUCCUUUUUCACCUUCUUGUAUCUUGGGAGAACACUUUCGCUCUUUGCUAUUUAGACAUUCAUCAAGAACUGCCCUUGGGAAUUCAUUCGUUGAGUUCUUCGACAACGUCAAUACGUCCAUACACACAUACAUACCUGACAUUUUCGUAUUCCUGCAAGGUAAAUAAACUUUGAUUCCUCGUUACAUUCCAAUCUGGCAAACGAAAAAUACUCCCGCCACCACUUUUAAAUUUGAGCAACAUCUCUUUUUUCUGGAGAAGAUUCCAAAGACUGACCUGUGGUGUUAUUUGCUGGUUGAUAGUUUAUAUCGAGAAUACAAGCAAGUGUCAAGCACGAAACCCUUGACUUUAUCCUCAACCUUCUACCUCGACUUCCACCUCGACCUUUACCUCCACUUCUUCACCAUCAAAUAAUUCAAAAUGCAUUCCUUCAAGAUCACCGCAGCUUUGAUUGCUCCCGCUCUGGUCAAAUUUGCAACUGCUCAAUAUACUAUUGAUCCUUCAAGUGUUUUAUUGGCUACUCGUAGUAAGUUUUUCUCUUCAUUUCCUUUCAUCAUAGAAAGUAUUCUCACAAUCACAUCCAGAAUCAUGGUGCCAAUCCCAAACUCAAACUUGCCCAUCUCUCUGCUUGCAAAAUGGUGGGAAUGAUUCAAGCACCGAGACCAACACUUGUGAUCCUGUACGUACAUCAUCCACCUCUCUCUCCACUUUCCAAACUUGAAAAUUCAAGUCCAACUAACUCAAAAACAGGAAACCCUCAACUAUGCAUGUAUUUGCGGCAACGGUCUCUCUCCAAAUGCAUCCGAAUACUCUCUAACCCUUCCAUACUUCAUCUGUACUCAAUACGCCACCAACUGCGUCGCUGCCUGUAACGGAGACAAUAACUGCCAAGCAGCCUGCAGAGAUGACCAUCCAUGCGGAGCCCAGAACCCAACUCGUAUCAAUACCACCAGUAGUGCCACUCAAAGUUCAACCGGUACAGCAGGAGCAUCUAGCACAAACGCAGUUGCAUAUACAGGAUUAGGUGGAUCAACUUCAACAUCUACUCCUAAGAGUGGUGCUGCUCAGAUGACUAUGGAUUUUGGAAAAUCUUAUGGUUUAGCUGUUAUUUUCGCUGGCGUUUUUGCGGGUUUUACUUUGGUCAUGUAGAUUGACCGCUUAAUUAAUGGAUGCUUGAAUGGUUGAAGUGGAGUCGAUUAAUGGGUCGGUUUGUUUUCGUUUGCAUGAUAUCAUAUCAUUUCAUAUGAUAUUGAUAUAGACAUUGCAUAACAUAACGAACAUUAUCGAAUCGGUAUUUUGGGUGUUUCUUUUUUUGACAAUUUAGCGAUCAUUAAACAUGCGUUUAGUUUUCUAGUUCUCAGUUUCCCGUUUAAGGAAUCUUGAAGCGCCGGUUUGGUUUUUUUGUCACGCAUAAAUUUUACAAUGUCGAUCGAUGUCGAUGUCGAUGUCGAUGUCGAUGUCGAUGUCAAUGUCAUCCUAAGAUACAAAUAGGGAUGGAUUAAUGGAAAGAUGGAUACCUGGUAAUUAAUACUUGCUGCUAGGGUUUAAUAAUGAAAGAAUGAAAGGGAGGAGGAUGUUUAAUGGAAAAAUAGUUUGGAUCUUUAGAUUCAGAUGAAUAAAAGCCGUUUGUUACUUUUGGCUAGGAAAUUGAAUGUUAACUUUUAAAGGAUGUGGUGUUGGGAUUUGAAGAUUUGGAGAUUUGGAAAUUUGAAUUUAAGAGUGGAUGUGUUGUUUUCUUUCAUGAGGAUGAUGAUGUAAUGUUGAGAGAUGGAAUAUAAGUCGAGUACUUUACUUUUAAAUCAUCUUUUUAUAUUAAAAAUGACGAUUU
Sclerotinia trifoliorum is the source of this 1922-nucleotide messenger RNA. The record is from the annotation of a GenBank genome assembly. Lineage: Eukaryota; Fungi; Ascomycota; Leotiomycetes; Helotiales; Sclerotiniaceae.